AUGACUUCUGUAAGAAAGAGAAAGAUGGCUCGUUCCUCUGUGAGGAAAAACACAAGAAGAGUGAAAGAUAAACAACGAAACAUCAAUAUUCAUUCAAAUCCUAUCAUUGCUGCGAAUUGGGAUAAAUCUUUAACUUUACAACAAAAUUAUAAACGUUUAGGAUUAAGAGCAAAGUUAGGGAGCUUAGCUGGUGGUGUAGAAAAGAAAGUAGAAAGUUUGACAGAAAUAAAAGCUAGACGUGAGAAUGAAGACAAUAAUAAGAUUCCUAGUGUGUCUGAUAUUGAACAAACUGAUGAUCCGGCCAAGAUUCCUGAAGGUGAAGCUAGAAUAAUUAGAGAUCCUGAAACAAAUGAAGUUAUAAAAGUUAUUCAUGGGACUAUGAAAGUGAUUAGGAAAGACCAAGAUGCUGAAGUUGAAAACACUUCUGUGAUUAAACAAUUGGAAGAAUAUGCUCAAAAGAAUAGUCAAAUUAAGAAAGAAAGACAUCUUUCUCAACGAGAAAGUGACUGGUUAAAGAGUUUAUAUGAAAAAUACGGAGAUGAUUAUGAAAAGAUGAAAUGGGAUAAGAAAUUAAACAUUUAUCAACAAACUGCCGGUGAUCUUAAAAGAAGGAUUCAAAAAUGGAAAAAGGCAAAUGGUAUUAAUUAA
Molecule: messenger RNA, 648 nt
Organism: Hemisphaericaspora subhashii
Lineage: Eukaryota; Fungi; Ascomycota; Pichiomycetes; Serinales; Debaryomycetaceae
Exons: 1
Coding region: 1-648 (215 amino acids)
Biological process (GO): ribosomal large subunit biogenesis
Cellular component (GO): nucleolus
Source: RefSeq, a predicted model, not a curated record